Molecule: messenger RNA, 1315 nt
Organism: Paramacrobiotus metropolitanus
Lineage: Eukaryota; Metazoa; Tardigrada; Eutardigrada; Parachela; Macrobiotidae
Exons: 2
Coding region: 213-1022 (269 amino acids)
Source: RefSeq, a predicted model, not a curated record
UCUUCGGGGUACGAGCCUUAUCGAAACUAAAUUAUUUUUUUUGAAUUUUUCUCAUGUUAAUGCAGUCUGCCUUUGCAUGUAUCGGUAACACUGUCCAUAUGGUUUACCAACCUUUUGAUUUAGGGAAGCGAUCUUGUAAUAAAAACCGUUGUUCCUGCACUUUGGAAUACGCAUGUCUUUUAACUAGCUGUUGAUUGCCUUAACGCGCUAAUAUGGACGAUGGAUGUUGUAACCAGUGUCACUUACCAAAUAAUCAUAAAAAUCCCGGAUAUGUGCAUCCCUGCGCCGCCAGCUUAUCGUUCCUUGGAUGCACAUGCAGUUCCCACCGGCGCGUCUGUCUGUGCCAUAAGACACUGCGGGAACGAGCUGUGGAUAUAAACAAGCUCAUGGCAAUUAACUGUGCACUGGUUUUCCUUCGCAUUGCCGUCGUUACACUGGCUACCGUAUACAGCAAAGGCUAUGCCUUUCCCAAAACGGACGAGAAAGACCGUGCUUAUGUGCAGCGCCUCGUUUUGUGCGCCAUGAACAUUCCCUCGUUUCCGUUUGGUGUGUUCCCGCUUAUUUCGCAAACUGUUGCCGUGUUGCUCUUGGCGACAGUGAGAAAAUUCCCCGGAAAUUUUUCACAUUAUCCACUACAAACGGCCAUGUCCUAUGAUUUGUCAGCUGUAAAAGCCGUCAAUCUCUGCGGUAUUCUAAACCAGACAGCGAUUUUCAGCAGCUACCCUCCCGUGCUACAAUCGGCCUUCACGGUUUAUUUUAGUUUCUGGUAUCAUUUUCUUGAGGUCCGUGAUACUGAGCUCCUGGAAGGCCAACACCGCAUCCUGCUCUUCAUACUGGCUUUGGAAACGGUCGGCUACUUGGCCAGCCAUUAUUGCCACCAGGAUACCGUCGCCUUGCGAACGGCGAUUCUUACGAAGUGGUACACGGACAAAACGAGGGCUUGCCCUGGUCGUCGCGUUCCGGUACCCCCGGAAGAUGUCAUCCAGCGUGUUCUUGUAUGCUGCGCUGAAAAUCGAUAUUAAGACUGAUCUCUGCGCCGAAUUACCUGAAUCGGACACAAGAAAAAGAUAAAAAUACCGUUACAUACGUGACGCAUAUGGUGCUAUUAGUGUGUUUUUUUGCCAUUUUCCUACGGUUUAUGACCGCUGACCACGACGCUUCCCUGUUGUGUGUCUGAGUCACAAGUCUGUUGAAUAAGAUGUCGCCGUAUGACUCACAACAAUUUUCUUCCUAUCCACGCUAAGUUGCUAACAAUGUCGGUUUAAAGCACCGAACGGCGUAAUCCGAGUGAUUUCCUAUACAAUAUCAAUGUUUC